AUAACAACAAGAAGAAGAAGCAUGCUACUGACGAUUUUCUGAGUGGGGUCGGUCAUGCAUGCCAAGGACGGAGACAAGUAAGACCUGGAUAGAUGUAUUGUAUAGUCAUCAUGGAGAAAUUGAAAGAUUUCCUCAGACAGAGAGGGCUGAAGGAAGACAUAAUCCAGAAAAUGGUUGAAGAUAAGGUUGAUGUGGAAAUAAUCCCAUUGCUUGAUGAUAAGAAACAUCCCAGUACAUCCCAGCAUAUGGAGACCGGGUAGCAGUGGUAACAUUUUGCAAGUGUGAAUCAGGGCCAUCAUACUCUACUAGUUCACCAAAAGCAGCAAAGCCAUCAAUGGUAGACAGAUUAAAAAUUAAGAUCAAGAAAUCUCAGAAGAAAAAUAUUGGUAACAGGAAUGCAGAAAAAGAGGAAAGGAGGGUGGAGAUAGGGUGGAAAGACUUUGAUGUGGCCAGUAUGGAGUACAAGCAGAUUCGAACAUCUAAGGGUGGCGGAACGAGGCAUCUAAAGUUGGGGAAAAAUGCAACAGCUGGCGAUGUCAUCAAGGAGGGGAAGAGACUUUUCUUUCCAGAUAAUAUGUCAUUCAGAGGUCAUGUGGAUGAUUUCUAUUUCCAUGUGGAAGAUUUUCGAGGAAAGCUAUUUUCCGAGGGUAAUGUAGAAGAUCUGUACCUAGAGACAGAAGUAAAAAUGUUGCGGAUAUAUAUUUGCUCAAAGAAGAAGGGAAAGAGUCAAAAGACAUCCAAUGACACUGACGAAGACAUCUCAUUCUAUCCUGAUGAGGCAGAUGAGGACUUGGAUGAAACAUUACCAAUGAUUCCGUUGACUCCGGAAACGGGUAUUAGCCAUACUGCCAUUGAGUCAGUAAUUGAUCUAACCCUCUUUGAAUUAGUACCACAACCAGAACAGGAGCAGGAAAUGGAGUCCGAUCAUGAGCAACCGAGCACUAGCAAUGCUCCACCCUCAAGAACUGAAGGUCUUGCUAUUGAGGAACCACUACUAACACAAGGUCUACAAAUUCUGGGAGAAGAGUUGGAAAAGCGUUCAUUGGUAAAGCUGCACAGAUGCAUGGUUAUAACUGAACUCCUGUGUAUUUUCAAAGCACCUGAUAUGAUGACAUCCCCUCUAAAAUUCGAGUUUGUGGACGAACUUGGAAUUGAUGCAGAAGGAGUGUCGAGAGAUGUUUACACAAUCUUUUGGAAACAAUUUUUUGAAAUGUAUGCUGAUGGGGAAGAUUUCAGAGUUCCAGGUUUGUGCCCAGAACUAGGGCCAGAAGAGUGGAAAGCCGUUGGAAGAAUCCUUGUGAAAGGAUUCAUAGACCACAAAAUUUUCCCUCUUAGAAUGGCACCAGCUUUCGUCAUUGGCAUGCUAUUUGGUGAAGAUGCAGUCCUGCCUGACACUUUGAUGGAGUCUUUCAAGCUUUACCUAAAUGAUGGAGAUCGAGCUUGUGUUCAGUCUGCACUGUCUGGAAACACAACAGAGGAAGAGCAUGAAGCACUCGUUGACCUCCUUGACCGAGAAGGUGGGCAUACCAUACCAAAAGAAGGGGAAUCAUUAGCACUUAUGUUCCAGUUGGCGCAAAAGGUCAUCAUCCAGAACGGGAGCUAUGCGAUGCAGUGUAUGAGGGAAGUUGUGACUCCUCAGUUGUUAAGCAAGCUUCCAACCCCCUCGGUAGUUCUCAGCAUAUACCAAGAGCUCCAACCUACAACAAAGAAAGUCUGUGAGAUCUUUUCAGCUAUUCCAUCCAACCAGGAAGAGUCAAACACUGUGCGUUUCCUCAUGCAGUACAUUAAGGGGCAAGACAAGAAAGGAUUGAAAAAAUUAAUGCAUUUUCUGACAGGAUCUGAAGUGAUGAGCGUUUCCAAAAUAAUGGUUCAAUUCACGUCUCUAGAAGGUGCAGGCAGGCGACCAGUGGCACAUACAUGUGGGCCUACUCUUGAACUUCCAAGUACCUAUGGAAGUUACCGGGAAUUUCGCCAAGAGUGGGAUUGUGUAUUAGCAUCAGGAUAUAUGAACUUUGAUUUUGGUUAAUGGCUACUGGUUACUCGUACAUUUCCUCCAGGGUACUGCACAGUUUCAAGUUUAAUCUUGAAUUUUGUUGCUUUAUAUCUUAAAUUAAUGCGGGAAACUGUCAAAUAUCGGUGUAUUGGCUUUGAGAAACAUGAAGGCUUACCCAAGUUCAAAGUUGACUUCCCGUACGCAGCAUGCAUCAUUAAUUAAAUAUGCAGCAUAAACAUAACACUACCUGACUACAUUUUGCAGAAAACCCUUUAUUUUUGUCCUUUAUUAAACUUCCUCAGAACAACUCAUUGCUUUAUGAAGAUGAAAGUAGGCUGUCUUCUCUAAUUGUUUACAUUUAUUAAUUAGCUUGAAAUUUGCAGGUGUGAGACAUAUGGCAGUGAUAGCAAUUGUGCAUAUUUGCAAAGGUUUAGUAUUAAACAUCUUCAUGCUUCAGAUAUGGUGUUGAAACACCAAAAAAUUAUAUUGAAUGAAUUAAUAUGCAGAAAUCAAUCUGGUAUUUAUACAUACAAUGUAGUGUAUCACAAAAGUGUACUCUCAGAAAAUGGCUUCCCAAGUAACUUUGGUACCAAAUGUAUAAACGUAUUUCACCAUUUCAGAUAAAUGUGGGUGUGCGUGAUUCAGUGAUGAUCUCAUUUUGCCAUUACAUUCACUCUUUGGUGGGCAUAGACGAUUUUUGUGAAAGGUGAACAAAUCUUCUGUGUCACUUUUGGAAAAUCUGUUUACUAACAUUACCAUAGAGACAACCACUUCCCGCUGCAUUUUUUUUCUUGCUCCGAAUAUGCUUUGAUUGGAUGAAUAUAGAUGUAUGUACAUUAUUCAAUUUUCCUAUUAAUAAUGAGCUCAAAUUUAUCAAAAUGGUAUUUGACAUCAGAAAGAGACAAAAUUGAAAACCAAUCCAAAGAAAGAAGUAUGUGCAGUAAUAAAGCCCCAAUUUAAAAUAGGUAGAUUUUAUGUCGAUUCACUCUUAAGUAAUCGAAAUGAGGUAUUCUACCCUAUAAUUAAAAUGAUCUGUUGUUAAAAUGUACAUGAUACAAGGCAUAUCAUGUUCAAAGCACUUAAAGAGAACCUUCAUUUUGAAUUAGAUUAAUGUAGGACCAAUUUGGUUCACGAAGAGAGUUCAAGAGACUGUAGAAUAUCAAUGUUUUUGUACAAUGAUGGUGUUAAAUUCAAUGACUAUAAUAUGCCAAAUAUUUUGUACAUUUUGAUACACUGCACUUUGUUUUGAUAUUGGCUCUUCUUGCCAAGAUUUUCCCUUGUUUUCAUUGUAUAAAUGGGCUUUUUUUAACAUGAUGUUUCUAUAGAAGAGAACCCAUCUUUGUUUAAUUAACAAGUGAAUUUUGGUUCACUGUUUUGAGUUUAAAUCAUAUUAGACCCAGGAAUUCCACAAAGAAACACAGAACAGUCAUAAUAUGAUGUUAAAACCCAAGGGGGGGGGGGACUCAGAUUUGGUUCUGAUGGGAGUGUGUCGCUGAAGCCGCAAAACCCAACCCAUUUUUGUCUCACCUGCAUAGCAGAGUGAGACUAUAGGCGCCGCUUUUCCGACGGCGGCGGCGGCGGCGUCAACACCAAAUCUUAACCUGAGGUUAAGUUUUUGAAAUGACAGCAUAACUUAAUAUGUAUAUGGACCUAGUUCAUGAAACUUGGCCAUAAGGUUAAUCAAGUAUUACCGAACAUCCUGCAUGAGUUUCACGUCACAUGACCAAGGUCAAUGGUCAUUUAGGGUCAAUGAACUUAGACCAUGUUGGGGGAAUCAACAUCAAAAUCUUAACCUAAGGUUAAGUUUUUGAAAUGUCAUCAUAACUUAGAAAAUAUAUGGACCUAGUUCAUGAAACUUAUACAUAAGGUUAAUCAAGUAUCACUGAACAUCCUGCAUGAGUUUCACGUCACAUGACCAAGGUCAAUGGUCAUUUAGGGUCAAUGAACUUUGGCCGAAUUGGGGGUAUCUGUAGAUUUACCAUCAUAACUUUAAAAGUUUAUGGAUCUGAUUCAUGAAACUUGGACAUAAUAGUAAUCAAGUAUUACUGAACAUCCUGUGCAAGUUUCAGGUCACAUGAUCAAGUUCAACGGUCAUUUAGGGUCAAUGAACUUUGGUCAAAUUGGGGUAUUUGUUGAAUUACCGCCAUAACUUUGAAAGUGUGUUGGUCUAGUUCAUAAAACUUGGACAUAAGAGUAAUGAAGUAUCACUGAACAUCCUUUGCGCAUUUUAGGUCACAUGACCAAGGUCAAAGGUCAAUGAACUUUGGCCAUAAUGGGGGUAUCUGUUGAAUUACCAUCAUAACUUGGAAAGUUGAUGGAUCUUUCUCUUGAAACUUGGACAUAAGAGUAAUCAAGUAUCACUGAACAUCCUGUACGAGUUUCAGGUCACAUGAUCAAGGUCAAAGGUCAUGUAAGGUCAAUGAACUUUGGCCACGUUGGGGGUAUAUGUUGAAUUACCAUCAUAUCUCUAUAAGUGUAUGGGUCUAGUUCAUAAAACGUAGAAAUAAGAGUAACCAAGUAUCACUGAACAUCUUGUGCGAGUUAUAGUAGUUUUCAAAAUCAGCACUGCUGCUAUAUUGAAUCGCGUGAUGCAGGUGAGACGGCCAGAGGCAUUCCACUUGUUAAGGUUCAUUUUGGCGGAGAAGGGAACCCAUUAUUAGGGGUUUUAUUAAGAAUAAUUACCUUUUUGUGCAAUUUAUCGACGAAAUGGGCAAAAAUAUAUAGUAUAAUUUUUUGGGCCAAAAAGUCGCCCAUUAGAGCGUCACACUCCUGUACUGUGUAUACCUUACUAGGCAUGUACCCCCCUCCCCCCCCCCCCCCCCGGUGUUCAAGGAUAUUGGAUUAAGUGGGUUUAUGAAGUGACAUGAAAAGAACAUUCAGGGUGGUGUGUUUUAAUGUUGGACCCAAGGAUAUACAUGUAUCGUGAAGAUCCAAGAGAACCUUCAUGCCAUGUUUUAUUCGGAUCAAAUGGGUUUAAUAUGGUGUUGUGUUUUAAUGUUAUUGGUCCAAGGCAUAUAAUGAAGAACCAAGAGAACCUUCAAUUCGUUUACUUUACGGUAUAUUAUUGGAAAAAGUUAGUUAUUUAAAGAAGAAUUGACCCGUUGAAGACGAGCUUAUUUUGCUAUAACACACAUUUCCCGUAGACCCCAGCCGGAGUAUAAUCAGGACUAGUCUUCAACGGGUUAUUAGGACUUUCAUUUUGUUGUGUUUUGACUAUCUACCAAUCUUGCAAAUAACCAUGAACAUGGUAGGUAGGCGUAUUGCUUUGAGAACAGUUAUGGUGUUGUGUUUUAAUGUUGUUUGGUUAAGGCAUAUCAUAAAGUACCAAGAGAAUCCUUCAUGUUGUUAAUUUUAACUGGACCAAAUGACCAUAGUGAAAGAACGUUUAUGGCGUUUUUGUGUUUUAUUGUUAUUGGUCCAAGGCAUAUUAUAAAAAACCAGAGAAGUUGGUUUAAGAAGAAUUAAUGAUACGACUUUCAUUUUGCUGUGUUUCACUAUCUACCAAUCUUGAAAAUAACCAUGUACAUUGUCCCACUUGCAGAUUCCAUUGAAUGUGUGUUUUUGGUAACAUACAUGUACUUGUAGGGCUCCACAGUCCACAGUAAAUUUGUUUGGUUCAGUGCCACUUUCCAUAUAGGGUCAAUAUAUGUUUUUUGUUUUAAACUUUGGGGCCUUAAUUAGAUGGUCACAAGUAACGCAUACCCACAGCUGCUGGCCCAUGCAGUGCCAUAAUGCUACUGAGUCCAUGAGUCCGAGUUGUAUGUAUAACACAUAGAACAUCAAAGGCAAGUCUGGAAGAUAAUCAAGUUGAUUUAAUUACAUGUAGUAAUAUGACAUGAACAGAACAAUUACAAUAUGUCCAAGGCGAACAAAGCAGUAAGAAAGUUGAGUAUGAAAAACUUCAAUAAAAUGCUUAAGAUGCCUACAUAGUGCCUAUGUAGUCCUUAUAGAUUUUGUACCGAGAUCUGUGUCAAUCUUUUUUUCUACUUUCAAUAAAAAGUUACAAGAAAUCAAUACUUGUCCAUCACUUUGAAAUGUAAACCUCCAUUGACUCAUUGCUGAAUUAUUUUAGUUCGACCUCGGUUAUCUGGUCGGGACCGGCCUUCAUCCAGAUAAUUGAUUUGGCCAUAUAUGAGAGACAAGUCCUAGACAACAUGUCUCUAUAUAGAGCAUAUCCUAUUACUUAAUUAAACUGGUAUAUGAACAAACUUAUACAUUUAAAUGGC
This is a messenger RNA of Lytechinus pictus (painted urchin), 6219 nucleotides long. RefSeq lists its product as uncharacterized. NCBI's taxonomy places the organism in Eukaryota, Metazoa, Echinodermata, Echinoidea, Temnopleuroida, Toxopneustidae. Gene Ontology annotation, molecular function: ubiquitin-protein transferase activity. The record is from RefSeq and is a predicted model, not a curated record. The coding region runs from base 335 to 2026 and encodes 563 amino acids. The transcript is spliced from 3 exons.